UACAGCAAGAAGCAAUACAGUAAUUUCAUCAUGGACAUAUGUACAGCCAACAAUCAAUUUGCUGCCGAUGUUUUAAGAGCAGUUGGCAAUGAAAUAGUUGCAGAUAAUGUAGUUUUGUCAUCGCUAAGCAUCUUAACAGCCAUAGCAAUGGUACACCUUGGAGCACGAGAGAACACUGCUGCACAAAUAGAAGAGGUACUUCAUUUUUCUGAUUUUGGAAAUGUUCACCCUAAGUGCAAAGAUCUUCUGAAUGAGCUGAAUCAGAAUGGCCGUGACUACACAUUGAUCAGUAUGAGCAAGUUAUUUGGAGAAAAGACAUACCAAUUUCUCCCAUCUUAUUUGGAGGCCACUAACGUUUCCUAUGGUGCGGCCUUAGAAGAAGUUGAUUUUUCUAAUGACCCUGAAGGUUCCCGGCAGCACAUUAAUGAAUGGGUUAAGCGCGAGACCAAAGGAAAAAUCGAGGAAUUGUUGCCAAAGAGUUCAGUGACAUCGAAUACAGCAUUGGUAGUUGCCAAUACCUUAUACUUUUUAGCAAACUGGACCAAACAAUUUAAUGAGCGACACACCUAUAAGACUCCCUUCAAGUUGGUAUCGAAUGAAGAGGUGAUGGUAGACAUGAUGCUUAUUAGGAAUACCUUCAACAUGCUGUAUGCAAGUAACCCUGGAAUGUCUGUCAUCGAACUUCCUUAUGGGCCUUCCCAAGACCUGAGUAUGAUUAUUCUACUUCCUGAUAACAACACCGCGUUACAACAACUUGAUCAGCAAAUAUCCUAUGAAAAUUUAGCCAAGUGGACUAGCCGGGCACAAAUGAAGUCACGUAAUGUAGCUGUUCAUCUACCACGAUUCAGAAUAGAGAAGGAAUUUUCACUCCGGAACAUUAUGUCAUCCUUGGGAAUGCCUGAUGCAUUCAAUCCAACUCUCGCAAAUUUCUCGGGAAUGACAGAUCAUGAUAACUUAUAUGUUUCAAAUAUAUAUCACAAGACAUUCCUCGAGGUGAAUGAAAAGGGGACUGAAGCAGCCAGCGCCGCAGCACCUGUCAUGGCUAUGCGCAGUUUGUUUAGUGAUGAGUUUAAAGCAAACCGUCCCUUCCACUUUCUCAUAAAGCACAACAAGACAAAUUGCAUGUUGCUGUAUGGUAAAUUAUACAAACCAUAAGCAUAUCAGUAUGUGGCAGAAUUCGGUCAUGUAACAAUAUAUUCUGCAGAAUGCAGUACGUCCAUCUGUAAUGACUUGCUUUGUACAAAAUGAAUGUGGUUUAAGGCCAUAUAAUUUAUUAUAUUUGGAAAGUAACUUGAGUAAU
Spea bombifrons (plains spadefoot toad) is the source of this 1300-nucleotide messenger RNA. Its product is annotated as serpin B6-like. Gene Ontology annotation, molecular function: serine-type endopeptidase inhibitor activity. The transcript has 7 exons. Gene Ontology annotation, biological process: negative regulation of endopeptidase activity. Lineage: Eukaryota; Metazoa; Chordata; Amphibia; Anura; Pelobatidae. The coding region runs from base 31 to 1155 and encodes 374 amino acids. The record is from RefSeq and is a predicted model, not a curated record.